CUCUGAAACUACUAUACUCCAAGCAUCAUGCCGCCCAAAGCCAGUGGUAAAGCCGUGAAGAAAGCUGGAAAGGCCCAGAAGAACAUCACCAAGACCGACAAGAAGAAGCGGCGCAAGAGGAAGGAGAGCUACGCUAUCUACAUUUACAAGGUCUUGAAACAAGUUCAUCCCGACACUGGAGUCUCCAGCAAAGCCAUGAGCAUCAUGAACUCCUUCGUCAACGACAUCUUCGAGAGAAUUGCCGCUGAAGCUUCACGAUUGGCUCACUACAACAAGCGUUCCACCAUCACAUCUCGAGAGAUCCAGACUGCUGUUCGUCUUCUUCUCCCCGGAGAGUUGGCAAAGCACGCUGUGUCUGAAGGCACCAAAGCUGUGACUAAAUACACAAGUUCCAAGUAACGUGGAAGAACUCAAAAUCAAUCGGCCCUUUUCAGGG
Diachasma alloeum is the source of this 436-nucleotide messenger RNA. Its product is annotated as histone H2B. Gene Ontology annotation, cellular component: nucleosome. The record is from RefSeq and is a predicted model, not a curated record. The coding region runs from base 28 to 399 and encodes 123 amino acids. Gene Ontology annotation, molecular function: protein heterodimerization activity; structural constituent of chromatin; DNA binding. Lineage: Eukaryota; Metazoa; Arthropoda; Insecta; Hymenoptera; Braconidae. The transcript has a single exon.